CCGGCCCCCAAGUGGUCACAGACCAGUUGCAGUCAGAUCUCCGUGCGAAGUGGGUUAAGAUUUCAGUGCGAAGAAAGUUCGUCCCGAGCGCGUGCCUACCGAGGAAUUAUUUGCUCCACCGUGCUUGCCACUACCCGUUCUACGCCAGCUGUUGUAGCUUUCAACGAAGAGUGUUAACAAAAUGGCCGCUGUCUGUUUCGGUUGCAAGGAGGAUAUCAAGGACAAGAUGCUGGAAGCGCUGGACAAGAGCUGGCACCCGGAGCACUUCGCUUGCAAGGAGUGCAAGAAGCGCAUCGCGGAAAACAAGUUCCACGAAAGCGAGGGCCUCCCGGUGUGCUCCAAGUGUUUCGAGUCGAAGGUGCAGGCGAUCUGUGCCGCCUGCCGCAAGCUGGUCACCGAGAAGGUGGUAAAGGCAAUGGGCAAGACAUGGCAUCUGGAGCACUUCAUCUGCGGCGGACCCUGCAAGCAGCAGCUGUCCGGGAAGACGUUCUUCGAGCGCAACGGCAAGCCGUACUGCACCGCCGACUACGAGCGGCUGUACGCACCAAAGUGUGGCGGCUGCAAGAAACCGAUCGCCGAGAAGGCCCUGUCCGCGCUGGAGAGCAAAUGGCAUAAGGAGUGCUUCAAGUGCAAGCUCUGCAAGGAACCGAUCGGAGUGGAUGCCAAAUUCCGGGCCGACAAGGAGAAGCAACCGAUCUGCGAAAAGUGUGGCGUGUGAAGAUACCCCGUGCAGCGCCCCUGCUCGCAACCAAAAUCACCCGGGAGCGUCCAUCUGUUUUGCAGUUCAGGCCAUGCUUGUUCGAUGUUAAAUGUUUACUGUAUCGUGUGCACCCCGUUCGUUUGUUUGGGAGAUGACUUCCAGCCGCGCCUAGAUGCGCACAUUGAUGGCGCCGGAGGUGUUUAGAGGUUGGCUAAGUAUUGGUGCUCCCUGUUUGCUGUAUGAGUGAGGUUGCUAGUAUUUUGUAUCGUCCUACCAACAACCUACCCUUUCCCAGUCCAUGUACAUAAGGAAACUAACUCCCAUUCAAAUUCACUCACCAUGCCACAUUGAGAUCCUGAGUACGUUCUGGAGUUCAAACACCUGUUAUCACACACACACACAUACACAAACACAACACUUGUUUUUUGCUAUUAAAUAAAUAGAUAAUUUAUUGUUGCAUCUUGCAGACAGAA
This is a messenger RNA of Anopheles merus, 1173 nucleotides long. RefSeq names its product paxillin. Gene Ontology annotation, cellular component: nucleus; Z disc. The record is from RefSeq and is a predicted model, not a curated record. The coding region runs from base 182 to 718 and encodes 178 amino acids. The transcript is spliced from 4 exons. Gene Ontology annotation, molecular function: transcription coregulator activity. Lineage: Eukaryota; Metazoa; Arthropoda; Insecta; Diptera; Culicidae.